Molecule: messenger RNA, 5129 nt
Organism: Notechis scutatus (mainland tiger snake)
Lineage: Eukaryota; Metazoa; Chordata; Lepidosauria; Squamata; Elapidae
Source: RefSeq, a predicted model, not a curated record
AAGGUGCCUCCGAAAGAGCUUUCCUUUGCUUGCUUCCUUCUACCUGGGCCCAGCUGUGGUUGGCUUGGCAGUUGGUUGGGCAGCCCUCCGCCACCCCUGGGAAGUGGGAAGAGGCUGGCAGGCAUUCGGGGCUCCCAACCGGGGAGGAGGAGUCCCUUAGCUGGGCACGAUGUACCAGACCGAAACAGAUUUGAUGGAGGUGAUCCAGGGUCCUUCCCCAACCCCCGAGCUGUCCCCUGCAGCUUUUAUCAACGCGGUGCAGUACGCUAACGUCCUGGAGGGCAGGUUCAAGCAACUUCAAGAUGAACGAGAAGCGGUACAGAAGAAGACGUUCACCAAAUGGGUCAACUCUCACCUGGCCCGGGUCACCUGCCGCAUCAGCGAUCUGUACAGCGACCUGCGAGAUGGACGCAUGCUGCUGCGUCUCCUGGAAGUGCUCUCAGGGGAGCAAUUGCCCAAGCCGACCAAGGGCCGAAUGAGGAUCCACUGCCUGGAGAACGUAGACAAAGCCCUCCAGUUUUUAAAGGAGCAGCGGGUCCACCUGGAAAACAUGGGCUCCCACGAUAUUGUGGAUGGCAACCACCGACUCACGCUGGGCCUCAUCUGGACAAUCAUCCUCCGUUUCCAGAUCCAAGACAUCAGUGUGGAGACAGAGGAUAACAAGGAGAAAAAGUCAGCAAAAGAUGCUCUUCUGCUUUGGUGCCAGAUGAAGACAGCGGGGUACCCAAAUGUGAAUGUCCAUAACUUUACCACAAGCUGGAGAGACGGUCUGGCUUUCAACGCAAUUGUCCACAAACACAGGCCAGAUCUGAUAGACAUUGAUACCUUGAAGAAAUGUAACGCACACUACAAUCUCCAGAAUGCCUUCAACGUGGCUGAAAAGGAGCUCGGCCUCACCAAACUCUUGGAUCCUGAAGACGUGAAUGUAGACCAACCUGAUGAGAAGUCCAUCAUCACAUACGUGGCCACCUACUACCACUAUUUCUCUAAGAUGAAGGCCUUGGCUGUGGAAGGGAAGCGGAUUGGAAAGGUACUGGACUAUGCCAUUGAAGCUGACAAGCUCAUAGAAAAGUACGAGACUCUGGCCUCAGAUCUUCUGCAGUGGAUUGAACAGACUAUCUUGACCCUGAAUGACCGGAAGCUGGCUAACUGCCUGAGUGGAGUGCAGAACCAGCUGCAGGCCUUUAAUACCUAUCGCACGGUGGAGAAGCCAGCCAAAUUCACGGAAAAGGGGAAUCUUGAAGUUCUGCUCUUCACCAUCCAGAGUAAAAUGAGAGCCAACAAUCAGAAAGUUUACACACCGCGGGAAGGGAGGCUGAUUUCCGACAUCAACAAGGGUUGGGAGCGUCUGGAAAAGGCAGAGCACGAAAGGGAGCUGGCUCUGCGCAAUGAAUUGAUUCGACAAGAGAAACUGGAACAGUUGACGGCUCGCUUUGACCGCAAAGCAGCCAUGAGAGAAACCUGGCUGAGUGAAAACCAGCGCCUUGUCUCCCAGGAUAACUUUGGCUCAGAUAGUUCAGCCGUGGAGGCUGCCGUGCGCAAACACGAAGCCAUCGAGACAGACAUUGUGGCCUACAACGAGCGGGUGACGGCUGUGAAUGCCGUGGCCGAUGAGUUGGAGGCAGAGGGCUACCAUGACAUCAAGCGGGUGCUGGCACGCAAGAAUAACGUGGUACGACUCUGGGACUACCUCCGCGAAUUGGUGGCCGCACGUCGCGAACGUCUCCUGCUCCAUUCUGAGCUGCAGAAGAUACUUCAGGACUUGACCUACCUCAUGGACUGGUUGGAAGAAAUGAAGGGUCGCCUCCAAUCUCAGGACUUUGGGAAACAUUUGCAUGGUGUGGAUGACCUGCUUCAGAUCCAUGCUCUGGUGGAAGCCGACAUUGCUGUCCAGGCCGAACGGGUAAAAGCCAUCAGUGCUGCCACUCAACGUUUUGCCACUCCUGGAGAAGGAUACAAACCCUGCGAUCCCCAACUUGUGGAAGAGCGAGUGGCAACGCUGAACCGGUGCUAUCAGGAACUGGUGGCCUUGGCUGCCCAACGCCGUGCCAAGCUGGAGGAGUCACGCCGCCUCUGGAAGUUCUUCUGGGACAUGGGGGAGGAGGAGGCUUGGAUCCGCGAACAGAGCCAGAUUCUCUCCUCCGAUGACUUUGGCAAGGACUUGACGAGCGUGCUGCGCCUUAUCAGCAAGCACAACGCUUUCCGUGAUGAAAUGACGGGCCGGGCUGGGCCAUUGCAGCAGAGCAUUGCUGAGGGUCGCCAGCUGGUAUCCGAGGGCCACUUUGGAGCUACUGAGGUGGCUGAGCGGAUCCAGGAAAUUGAAGAGCAGUGGGAACAGCUGGAGGCUCUGUCAAGCAAGCGAGAACGGCGUCUUCUCCAAGCCUCCAACCUUUACCAGUUCCAGGCUGAUGCCAACGACAUGGAGGCCUGGUUGCUCGACACUCUCCGCUUGGUCUCCAGCUCGGACAUGGGCCACGACGAAUACUCGACCCAGAGCCUAGUCAAGAAGCACAAGGACGUGGAGGAAGAGAUUCACAACCACCGGCCGGCCCUGGAUGCCCUCCACGAGCAGGCCCGCAGCUUGCCCGCCAACUUUGCCCAUUCCCCCGAAGUGGACGGGCGCUUGCCUGCCUUGGAGCAGCGCUACGAAGAACUGGUGGAACUGGCCAAGCAUCGCAAACAGGCCCUGCAGGAUGCCCUUAAUCUUUACAAGAUGUUCAGCGAAGCCGACGCAUGCAGCCUUUGGAUCAGCGAGAGGGAGUACUGGAUCGAAACGAUGGACGUGCCAGAGAGACUGGAAGACCUGGAAGUGGUCCAGCAAAGGUUUGAGACCCUGGAGCCAGAAAUGAAUAACCUGGCCUCUCGCAUUGCGGCAGUCAACGAGAUUGCAAGCCAACUUUUGGGCGCCGAUCACAGAAACAAGGAAAGCAUUCAAGCCACCCAGGAACAGCUCAAUAUUCGGUGGCAGCAGUUCCAGUCCUUGGCCAGCCAAAAGAAGGAGGCCUUGACCUCAGCCCUCAGCAUCCAGAACUACUUCUUGGAGUGCAACGAAACCAAGGCUUGGAUGCGGGAGAAGACCAAGGUGAUCGAAUCAACGCAAGGCCUGGGCAACGACCUAGCAGGGGUGAUGGCUCUGCAGCGCAAGCUGGCUGGAAUGGAGCGGGAUCUGGAGGCCAUCCAGGGCAAAGUCAGGGACUUGCACGAGGAGGCAGACCGGUUGUCAGCCCAGCACCCGGAACAAGCCGCUGCCAUCUCCAGCCGGCUCGCCGAAAUCGAUGGGACUUGGGACGAGCUGCGGGGAACCAUGCGGCGUCGCGAGGAGUCCCUGGGAGAAGCCAGCAAGCUCCAGGGCUUCCUGCGUGACCUGGAUGACUUCCAGGCGUGGCUCUUGCGCACCCAGACCGCCAUUGCCUCGGAGGACGUCCCGGCCACCCUGCCAGAGGCGGAGCAGCUGCUGAGCCAGCACGAGACCAUCCGCAACGAGGUGGAGCAUUACAAGGGCGACUACCAGCGAUUGCGGACCAUGGGGGAAGAAGUGACGCAAGGCCACACCGACGCCCAGCACAUGUUCCUUCAGCAGCGCCUUCAGGCCCUCGACACGGGCUGGAACGAACUCGGGCAGAUGUGGGAGAACCGGCACCAGCUGCUUUCGCGGGCUUACGGCUUCCAGGUCUUCCUGAGGGACACUAAGCAAGUGGAAGGAGUGCUCAGCAACCAGGAAUACGUAUUGACUCACACCAGCAUGCCCAGCUCUCUCCAGGCUGCGGAGGCUGCCAUUAAGAAACACGAAGAUUUCAUGACCACCAUGGAAGCCAACGGGGAGAAGAUCAAAGGCCUUGUGGACUCUGGGCGGAAACUCAUUCUGGAAGACAGCCUGCACUCUGACAAGAUCCAGGAGAAGGUCAACUCUAUUGACAGUCGACACAGAAAAAACCAGGAAGCCGCUCAAGAUCUCCUGGCCCGGCUCCGGGACAAUCGAGUCCUUCAACAUUUCCUGCAAGAUUGUCAAGAGCUCACUCUGUGGAUCAACGAAAAGAUGCUGUCAGCCCAGGACAUGUCCUAUGACGAAGCCCGAAACCUCCACACCAAGUGGCAGAAGCACCAGGCCUUCAUGGCGGAGUUGGCCUCCAACAAAGGCUGGCUUGAGAAGAUCCAAAAGGAAGGGGAGCAGCUGGUGUCAGAGAAGCCUGAAUUGGAGCCCGUGGUGAGGGCCAAACUGGAUGAACUUCAGAAACUCUGGCAAGAAUUGGAAUCCAGCACCCAGAGCAAGGCUCGUUGUCUCUUCGAUGCCAACCGGGCCGAGCUCUUCACUCAGAGCUGCUCGGCCCUGGAAGCUUGGCUCAGUGGCCUGCAGGCUCAGCUACUCUCUGACGACUAUGGCAAGGACCUGACCAGCGUCAACAUUUUGCUCAAGAAACAGCAGUUGCUGGAGAACCAGAUGGACGUGCGGGAGAAAGAGGUGGAAGGACUGAAGUCUCAGGCAUUGGCCCUCAGCCAGGAGGACUCCAACACAGUGGAAGUGGAUGGGAAAUUACGGUCAGUGGAGGGAAAAUUUAUGGAUCUGAGAGCGCCACUGCGGGAACGUUGCGAGAAGCUGCUGGCCUCCAAGGAGGAGCACCAGUUCAACCGUGACCUGGAGGAUGAAAUUUUAUGGGUGAAGGAAAGGAUGCCCAUGGCCGUUUCCACUGAUCAUGGCAAAGACCUCCCCACCGUCCAGCUGCUGAUUAAGAAGAACCAGACUCUGCAGAAGGAGAUCCAAGGUCACCAGCCACGGAUCAACGACAUCCUGGGGAGGUGGCAGGGGCUGGCGUGCAGCGGCCUGGAGGCAGAGCUACAGGGCCGGGUCGAGACGUUAGAGGAGAUAUGGCGGGAACUGCAAGAUCAGGUGGACCAGAGGCGCGGACGGCUGGAGAAAGCCCAAAUGGCCCAACAGUUUUACUUUGACGCCGCCGAAGCCGAGGCCUGGAUGGGUGAACAGGAGUUGCACAUGAUGUCAGAGGAGAAGGCAAAAGUAGGUCUGCCAACUUAAAAUGAGGAUCGCUCGGUUCAAUGAAACUAUAGUUUAAGGUUUGGCUUUCAUUUAUUUAUGUUUCAAUAUACAUGUAUAGAUACAUUUUUCUGACUAAGCU